Messenger RNA from Cololabis saira (Pacific saury), 4757 nucleotides. RefSeq names its product p21 protein (Cdc42/Rac)-activated kinase 5 (gene pak5). Lineage: Eukaryota; Metazoa; Chordata; Actinopteri; Beloniformes; Belonidae. The transcript has 10 exons. Bases 228 to 2363 code for a protein of 711 amino acids. Gene Ontology annotation, biological process: regulation of MAPK cascade; apoptotic process; cytoskeleton organization. The record is from RefSeq and is a predicted model, not a curated record. Gene Ontology annotation, molecular function: protein serine/threonine kinase activity; ATP binding. Gene Ontology annotation, cellular component: cytoplasm.
AGAAAGAAAGAAAGAAAGAAAGAAAGAAAGAAAGAAAUCAUUCCCGUUGAUGACACUUUUUGUAUUAGUAUUUUUUUAUCGUUAUCGGGAUAAAUGCCAGAAAUUAUCGUGAUACAUUUUUUAGUCCAUACCGCCCAUCCCUAUCUCUGACUAAAAGCUCAUAAAAAGUUCUUGAUUCAUUGAACGUAAAUGUGAAAAGGGAAAGUUCUGUAAAAGGGGACAUCAAUAUGCCACAGGAGAUAUCUCUGAAGAGGGGGAAACAAGAAAAUAAUUCUCUUGCUCUCUUCGCAGAUAUCUCCCAAGAAAGUCCAGUCAUCCGAACGCCGUUGCCCAAAACUAUUGUUCGAGGGAACCGGCCGCCAAAAGAUGCCUCCAUUAACGGCCUGCUGGAGGAGUUCGACAACAUUUCGGUAACGCGCUCCAACUCCCUGCGUAAGGAGAGCCCGCCGGGCGCCCACCAGGCCGGGAUCGGCUCCAAGCCCCUGGGCGGCGGCGGCGGGCACGCCGCCACCCCGGAGGAGAACGGAUUCAACCACUACUACUCCCGCUACUCGUGCGACCUGGACACCUCCAGCAGGGACUUCUCGCUGGAUCCCGGCAAGCCCAGCUUCUCCAUAGACGGCGACUGGGCCGUGGGGAGGCACUACCGAUUCACCAAGCAGAACGGCCACUUCCACACCAUCCGCAGCCCCUUCUACCCGGACGCCAUGCCUCCCAAGUCGGACUACGGCAAGCUCCCCCCCGAUUAUCACGCGUACUUGGAGAGCAAAGGGCGCUCCAUCGACGAGGUGGCCUCCACGAUGGGGAGCGGGGUGGGCUCCAGCGGCUACUACCGCGCCUCGGUGGGGGGCUCGUCCAGCCAGGACUACCGGGACACGUCGGUGGGCACGCCCUCCCGCGCGUCCCUGCACAGCGAGCAGAUCAACUACCCGGACAGCGAGUGGAGCUACGGCGGCCUGCGGGACGAGUACGACAAGAGGCCCAAGAGCUCGUACGUGACCCAGACCAGCCCCACGCCGGCCAUCAGGCAGCGGUCCCGCUCGGGGUCCGGCCUGCAGGAGCAGAUCGUUCCGUACGCCGCCAGCGGGGUCUUCAAGGCCCCCCCGCAGGCCCACCCGUACAGCUCCUACACCUACCCGCGCCUCUCGGAGAGUCUCACGGCCAACUCACAGGCCAUGGCCAAGGGCGACUACGAGCGUCGUGAUGAAAUCCCCCCGGUUGCAGGUGGCGACACUUGUCCUCGAGGGCCUCUUAAGCUACCUCAGAGCCACAUCAAACCCCCCGGCUACCCCCCAGCACACCUACCGUACCCGCCGCUCUUUCACCACUACAAGCCCUCGCCCUACCACCACCCCCCGUCCCAGCCCAGCCCACCAUACACCCCUCAGGGGGCCUACUCACAGCCCUCAUCACCCUACGUCCUUCCGGGGGCUUACCCUCCUCCGUCAUGGGGGUCCAGCUCUGACACCCAGCCCUCCAGGGUCUCCCAUGAGCAGUUCAGAGCUGCACUUCAGCUGGUGGUCAACCCAGGUGACCCUCGGGAAUACCUGGACAACUUUAUCAAGAUCGGCGAGGGCUCCACGGGCAUCGUGUGCAUCGCCAGCGAGAAGCACAGCGGGAAGCAGGUGGCGGUGAAGAAGAUGGACCUACGGAAGCAGCAGAGGAGAGAGCUGCUCUUUAAUGAGGUGGUGAUCAUGAGGGACUACCACCAUGAAAACGUUGUGGACAUGUACAACAGUUACCUGGUGGGAGACGAGCUGUGGGUCGUCAUGGAGUUUCUUGAGGGUGGAGCACUUACAGACAUUGUGACCCACACCAGGAUGAACGAGGAGCAGAUCGCCACCGUGUGCCUGUCGGUGCUGAAGGCUCUGUCCUACCUGCACACGCAGGGCGUCAUCCACCGGGACAUCAAGAGCGACUCCAUCCUACUGACCAGCGAUGGGAGGAUCAAGCUGUCAGACUUCGGAUUUUGUGCCCAAGUUUCUAAAGAGGUUCCCAAGAGGAAGUCUCUGGUGGGCACGCCCUACUGGAUGGCGCCGGAGGUCAUCUCGAGACUACCUUACGGGACCGAGGUGGAUAUCUGGUCUUUGGGCAUCAUGGUGAUCGAGAUGGUGGACGGAGAGCCCCCGUACUUCAACGAGCCCCCUCUGCAGGCCAUGAGGAGGAUACGAGACAACCUGCCGCCGCGGCUAAAAGAGUCUCACAAGGUGUCGACUGUGCUGCGCUCCUUCCUGGACCUGAUGCUGGUGAGGGAGCCGUCCCAGAGAGCCACGGCCCAGGAACUCCUCCAGCACCCCUUCCUGAAGCUGUCGGGACCCCCCUCGUGCAUCGUCCCCCUCAUGAGACAUUACCGCCACCGCUGACCUGCUGGCCCGAACCGCCCUCCUCCACACUUAAAAGACUGCACACGUUCACACCCCCACCAGGGUGGCACUGCCCUCACCCCCACCGCACAGCGGCGCGCCACUAACACUCACACCUGUAACCGUGAAGUAGAUUAGCUAGAGGAAUAUCUUUAAAACACAUGUCGGAGAAGUGAAGAAAAACACACAAACAAAAAAAAAAUCGACGGUAUUAACCUUUGAACUGGAACAGAAGAGCGCACUGGCGAGGCACGUGAGCUUCUUCCCAGACGGCGAGUCUUUGGCUCCACGCAGACUCCAAGUAGCCAUCGGUCUUCCAGAGCUUCAGAAAGACGUGGCGAGUGGCUGAUGAGGCGGAGGGACCCGGAGGGAAACCGGGUGACCCGCGUUACCGGCGACGCCGCCGCUCCAGGGUCCAACAAUCAGCGCAGAGAGAGAGAGAGAGGUUUUUGACUGCCGUCGGGCCGCCGCUCGGCCGCUCGCACAGGGACGAGCUCGCUCGCAUCCCUCUUCUCACACGCGAAGAGCCAAAAUGUAUUUUAGACAAACUUGUAAGAUUUUCUGUACAGUUUUGAUAAUUUGCAGUAUUUUAUCGUGUCGUAACCAUUGUGAUAUGAGCAGUAUUAAAUAGUUUCUGCAGAGAUCUUUCCUACUGUUUAUAAUCCAGUUUUUGCUUAAAGAAGAUAUGAGAUGUUCCAAAUGAAUCCACUUAAACUUAACUGUUACCAAAAGAAAAAACAAACAAAAAACCUUAAUAUAUUUAUUAUCUCACAUUUGUAGACAGAACUACCAUUAAAUGUUGGAAAAAAAGGGUAAUGUCAGAAUUUUGUAUGACAUUUUAAAAGUAUUUAUUUAUUUAUUGGGAUCGAAAGUAUAUUUUUUAUUUGUAGUGUGGCCUUUUUUUUGUUUAUUUUGUUUGUUUUCUUCUUUUGUUGGGUUUUGAUUGACAUUUCUAACGGCACAUCGGCAGGCAGUGAUAUCAGUUGUAAUAUCAUCCAAGCAAUACCCCAGACCCCGUUUCUAAACCCACAGAUCCCUGCUUGUACAACGACAACAUGCAUUUAAAUGUAGCACAGAUUCAGUGGAUUUUACACAAUGAAAAGAUCUAUUUCUUGCAGACCUUUUUUUUUUUCUUUGUUUUUCUUUUCUUUUUAUAUUUGCAGUCUCGCCUGCGUUUCUUUAAAAUGCUUCAUCCGGGACGCCUCCCCGCGGCGCCGGGUUCAGGAUGCUGAUAAAAGGUCUCGUUUUUUCUACUCGCAUCCUCGCUGUCAUCAUCUCAGUCCUUAUCCCACUUCAGUCAGACGCUCGUGCUAUCACUCGAACUGCGCUGCCAUUCUCAUCUCUGGUCGGACCAGGAGAACAGUGUAACCCCCCUCCUCCCCCCACAUCGUUUUUUAACCCAUCAGUCACUGUGAUAUGUAAAUAUGGCUGUGCGUAUGAGUCUGUGUUUGUGGAAGAGCAACAGAACGGCAGCGUGUUUAUCUCUGUACAGCAUCUGAAAGUGUGUGUCUGUGUGUGUGCGUGUGCGUGCGUGCGUGCGUGUAUGUGUGUGUGUGCGUGUGUGUGUGUGUGUGUCGCGGCUAAUCCUUGACGACAUGUCAAGAUCUGAAUGAGUUACAGUUAUCUGUGGUUUUGGCUUGUACAGUGAUAUUGCAUGUUUGUUAUCAGUGAAUCUGGUUUCAAUUAAAAAAAAAUACACAUAAAAGCAUUCGGAUGUUUGCAUGGAUUUUUCUUUCCGUGUCUCAUAUCAAGCAGGGUUUUUUUUUUGUUUUUUUUUUGUUUUUGUUAUUUUUGUCAGAUUACGGCAUCAUCAUCACUUUAUUUUGGUUUUGUUCCAAAUCGCAUAUUUGUGGACCUAAUUACGAUUUUGAGUAAGUGUGCGCACACUGACAAUUCUGCCUUAAUGCUUAUCGUCAAAAAAUAAACACUUGUGGAUAUCUAGUGGACCAGACUCUUGCUCUUGUUAGCCACAUCCAUGAGUGCAAACUGCCCUUUAGACAGAUGGAUUUAUAUUUGUGAGGCAAGUUAAACCCUAUUAUUUUUGUUUAUACUCUUCAAGUUAUUCCAAAGCAAUAAAAAUCAUCUUUAUUGUUUCCAUUUUUAAAUAUACAUUUUAAGAUCAGUGUUAUCCCUUCCUAUUUCUGUUCUCCCCCUAUUUAAGAGUGAAUUUUAGUGUUAUUUUUUAUUCAUGCAAUUUAGAUUUUUUGGUAAUUUGUAAUUUACUGCUAUCUUUUAUUCCCUCUGUGUAAUUCAAGAAAAGAGGUUAAACGUCAGGCGUCAGCUUUCCAAUUUAUGGGUUUGAAGCCAAAGGGGAAUAAAAGAAGUUGAAGUUCCUCGACUGACCACUGGGGGCGGCUCCACGAGCAAGCCAAUCUCCAAUGACCGCAAUGUUAA